AUGACGACCCCUCUCGUCGGCAAUAUUACAACAAACUACGACCGAAGCCGUCGAAUGUCUGGUGCUUCACCCGAUAACCAAGCGACAGACUUCCCAUACCUGGACCGAUCAAUGUCUUCGGGUGGUGGAGCUGUCGUGGACGAGAGCCAGGAUGCGAACAGAGAGAUCCAGCAACUUGCCCGGCAGUAUUCCCGCGUCUCAACCACCGCAGAGCCUAGCUACCACCCUUUCGAUGAAGCGAGCGUCGGCACCGAGAUCGAUCCCAGCUCGGAGAACUUCAAUGGCAGGGCCUGGACGAAAGCCAUGCUGAAGCUCCAGAAGCAGACAGGCCAAAAUGUCGGUCGGACCGCGGGCUUCGCCUUUCGAAACCUCUCCGCCUUUGGCUACACCAAGGGCAGUGACUUUCAGAAGACGGUAGACAACUAUCCCCUGGCCUUGAUGGACAUGCUGCGAGGCAUAUUAGGCCACAAAGGCCAACGGGUGGAUAUUCUGCGCAACUUUGAAGGCGUGGUGCAACCGGGCGAAAUGCUCGUCGUGCUUGGACCCCCGGGCUCCGGUUGUUCCACCUUCCUCAAGACCAUUACGGGCGAGACUCACGGCUUCAACCUCAGCGACGAUUCAUACAUCAAUUACCAGGGCAUUAGCUACAGGCAGAUGCACAAUAAUUUCAAGGGCGAAGCUAUCUACACGGCAGAACAGGACGUCCAUUUCCCCAUGUUGACGGUCGGUGACACUUUGCUCUUCGCCGCCCGAGCUCGAACACCCCAGAACAUGAAGCUGCCCCCGGGCGUGACCAAGACAAUGUAUGCAGCUCACUUACGGGACGUGGUGAUGGCAACGUUCGGUAUCAGGCACACCAUAAAUACCAAAGUCGGCAAUGACUUCGUCAGGGGAGUCAGCGGUGGUGAAAGAAAGCGAGUGUCUAUUGCGGAGGCAGCAUUGAGUAAUGCCCCUCUUCAAUGUUGGGACAAUAGCACUCGAGGUCUUGAUUCAGCCAACGCCAUCGAAUUCUGCAAAACUCUUCGGACGUCGACCGACUUGAAUGAAACGACUGCGGCAGUCGCCAUCUACCAGUCGCCACAAAGUGCCUAUGACUUUUUCGACAAGGUUCUUGUCCUCUAUCAAGGUCGUCAGAUCUUUUUCGGCCGCACUACCGAAGCUCAGAAAUACUUCGAGGACAUGGGCUUCGAGUGUGCUAAACGUCAGACAGUCCCGGAUUUCCUUACGUCCAUGACCAAUCCGAUUGAACGUCUGGUCAAGAAGGGAUACGAGUCGCAAGUGCCGCGGACUCCCGACGAAUUCGCCGAACGAUGGCAACAGAGCGAAGCACGACAGAAAAUGUUGCAGGAGCUGGAUGCCUUCGAAAAAGCUAAUCCCAUCGGUGGGCCCAACCUGGAAGCCUUCAAGCAAUCCCGUCGUGUCCAACAGUCAAAAGCCCAACGGAAGUCUUCUCCAUACACGUUGUCAUAUGCGGGUCAGGUCAGACUGUGUCUUUGGCGGGGCUUCAAGCGACUCAUGGAUGAUCCGGCCAUUACUCUCACACAACUUUUCGCCAAUUGUAUCAACGCGCUUGUGGUCUCUUCAUUGUUCUACAACCUACCGGCGAAUACCGAUUCAAUGCGAUCCAGAAGCUCACUCAUCUUUUUCGCAGUAUUGCUCAACGCUUUUGGCAGUGCUCUUGAGAUCCUGACGCUAUACGCACAGCGCCCGAUUGUUGAAAAACAUCAGCGAUACGCACUUUACCACCCGUCAGCGGAGGCCUUUGCAUCAAUGCUCACAGACGUCCCUUCAAAGACUCUCAACGCCAUUGGCUUCAACCUAAUUCUUUACUUCAUGACAAAUCUCCGACGGACACCUGGUGCUUUCUUUUUCUUUCUGUUCACCUCAUACAUCUUGACCUUUACUAUGAGCAUGUUGUUCCGGUUCAUCGCGUCGGUGUCGAGGUCACUGGUCGAAGCCUUGGUCCCAACAGCUGUUUUGAUGAUAGCUAUUGUCGUCUACACAGGCUUCGUUAUUCCUGUGGACUAUAUGCAUGGAUGGGCGCGUUGGAUCAACUACGUCAAUCCGACGGCGUAUGGAUUUGAAAGUCUCAUGGUGAAUGAGUUCCACAAUCGUGACUAUCCGUGUUCGACUUUCGUCCCUCCAGCGCCACAGUUCGGAAACGGGUCGACCACCUCACAAAUAUGUACUGUCGUUGGAUCUGUGGCUGGACGACCCUUUGUCGAUGGCGACGCUUAUAUCAACAUUUCCUACAGAUACUUUGCGGCUCACAAAUGGCGGAACAUCGGCAUCUUGUUCGUCUUUAUGAUUGGGCUCUGUGUUCUGUAUUUGGUUGCAACCGAGACGGUGACGGCGAAAAAGUCGAAGGGUGAAGUGCUGCUCUUCCGCCGAGGCCACAAGCCGGCAUUCUUGAAAGAGCACAUGUCCGAUAUGGAGUCGGGAGGCUCCGAUCCAAACCUUGUUGCUCUCGAGAGGAGGCAGACGAAGGACGAACAGUUGACGCGACAAGUCAGUGCUGUGAUUCAGAAGCAGACGGCAAUCUUCCAGUGGAAGGAUGUUUGCUACGACAUUAAGAUUAAAGGCCAGCCGCGUCGCAUUCUCGAUCAUGUCGACGGUUGGGUCAAACCAGGCACAAUGACAGCGCUCAUGGGAGUUUCAGGUGCCGGCAAGACCACUUUACUCGACUGUCUCGCAACCCGUGUAACAAUGGGCGUUAUCACGGGCGAGAUGCUGGUCGAUGGACGUCAACGCGACGAGUCCUUCCAGAGAAAGACGGGUUAUGUGCAACAGCAGGACUUGCAUCUUGAGACGAGCACUGUACGAGAGGCUUUGCGUUUCAGCGCCCUCUUGCGACAACCGAGAGACACGCCUCAAGAUGAAAAGAUUGCCUAUGUUGAAGAGGUCAUCAAACUGUUGGAUAUGCAGGAGUACGCCGAUGCUGUGGUCGGUGUUCCAGGUGAAGGCCUAAACGUGGAACAGCGGAAGCGAUUGACAAUUGGAGUGGAGCUUGCUGCCCGACCUCAACUUCUUCUCUUUCUUGACGAACCUACGUCAGGACUUGAUUCGCAGACUUCCUGGUCCAUUUUGAACCUUCUCGAGAAGCUCACAAAGGCUGGCCAAGCAAUUCUUUGCACUAUUCACCAACCAUCGGCUAUUCUAUUUCAGAGAUUCGACCGACUCCUGUUUCUCGCGGCCGGUGGCAAGACCGUGUACUUCGGUCCAGUUGGCAAGGAUUCCAGCAUCCUGAUUGACUAUUUCCAAAAAAAUGGCGCUCAUGAAUGUCCACCUGGCGCCAACCCGGCCGAAUAUAUGCUCGAAGCGAUUGGUGCAGCGCCCGGGUCUCAUUCAGAUAUCGACUGGUUUCAAGUCUGGCGCAACUCACCAGAGUACCAGGAGGUACAGCGAGAAUUAGAGGAGAUGAAGAUUGAACGAUCUCAGUUGGUGGCCCCCACUUCUUCGAACAAGGCAGAUUAUUUCGAGUUUGCUGCGCCUUUCUUCUUACAAUUUUGGGAAACACAAAAGCGGGUUUUCCAGCAGUAUUGGCGGACCCCGGAGUACAUCUACUCCAAGCUCUUACUUUGCUGCCUCACCGGCCUAUUUAUCGGUUUCUCGCUCUUCAAGGCACCAAAUACUCAACAGGGGCUUCAAAACCAGCUUUUUGGCAUUUUCAUGCUGUUGGUCCUAUUCUCGCAGCUUGUUCAGCAAAUUAUGCCUCUCUUCGUCACACAGCGCAGCCUUUACGAAGUGCGUGAGCGACCUUCGAAGACCUACUCAUGGAAGGCAUUUAUGCUAUCGAAUAUCCUCGUCGAGCUUCCUUGGGCAACGCUGGGGGCAGUGAUAUUGUUUUUCUGUUGGUAUUAUCCCAUUGGACUUUACCAAAACGCAACGUACACCGAUUCAGUGGCCUCACGCGGAGCAACCCAAUUCUUGUUUGUGUUGGAGUUUAUCCUGUUCAGCAGCACCUUCGCCCAUAUGAUGAUUGCAGGGAUUGCGACGGCAGAGACCGCCUCCAAUAUCGCAAACGUCUUGUUUUCGCUCUGUCUCCUGUUCAAUGGCGUCUUGGUUGGUCCAAAAGCCAUGCCCGGGUUCUGGAUCUUUAUGUAUCGAGUGAGUCCUUUCACGUAUCUGGUCGAAGGACUCUUAAGUGUGGGAAUUGCGAACGCACCAGUUACAUGUGCCGCCAACGAAUACCUCCAUCUCACGGCCCCUGCCGGCGAAACAUGCGGCCAAUAUCUCGACCCUUUCAUCUCAACAGCGGGCGGCUAUCUCCUAAACUCAGAUACUACGCAGUGUCAAUUCUGCACGGUUGACAACACCAACACCUUUUUGUCAUUGGUCAGCAUCUCGUUCUCGCAUAGAUGGCGGGACUUUGGAAUUUUGUUUGUGUAUAUUGCCUUUAAUGUCUUUGCGGCGGUGACGAUUUAUUGGUUGGCCAGGGUGCCGAAGGGGAAGAAAUAUGCGGGCGGCAAAGAUGCAGAUAAGAGCAAGGCAUUGGUGAAAACUCUGAGCAAUGCGAGCCAAGGGCAGCAGCAGCAUGUCGUCGGUGCUACUAACUUUGAUGAGAAGGGUACCGCCGUGCUUGGUGGUUCAGAGAAGGAUCGUCGCGCCAGUCCCUCCACGGAUGAUUCGGACACCGAGAGCGAUCAAUCUAUUCAUCAGGAAAAGGGGGCUUCCUACACGGCGGAGAAGAGAGAAGAAGCUGCCGCGGCAUCGUCUGCCGGAACAACAACAGAGGAAGCUGCUGUGGAGCCGACAGAGCGACCUACCACCGAACGCUUCGUUACAGCACCCCAGUUCUAA
Cladophialophora psammophila CBS 110553 is the source of this 4800-nucleotide messenger RNA. RefSeq names its product ATP-binding cassette, subfamily G (WHITE), member 2, PDR. NCBI's taxonomy places the organism in Eukaryota, Fungi, Ascomycota, Eurotiomycetes, Chaetothyriales, Herpotrichiellaceae. Gene Ontology annotation, cellular component: membrane. Gene Ontology annotation, biological process: transmembrane transport. Bases 1 to 4800 code for a protein of 1599 amino acids. Gene Ontology annotation, molecular function: ATP binding; ATP hydrolysis activity; ABC-type transporter activity. The transcript is spliced from 7 exons. The record is from RefSeq and is a predicted model, not a curated record.